GAGCUGUCGCGUGUCCCUCAAGAGGAGCUCAACUUUUCUCCUUCCAAGACUUGUCCAAGACUUUUCUCCACUGCUCCACUCCCCUCCAUAACUCCCCCCACCAUGGACAGAGCCUACUCUGAUUUUGACACCUCCAGUAGGAUGUCAUUCUCCCCAUCAGAUGAUGAGGACUACAGCAGUGAACAGUCCCCUUCAUACUCCACUGGAGACCUCACUCCUCCAGCACACACUCCAGAGAAGUGUGAGGAGGAGAAAAAGAGAAGAAGGGGUAGGAGCAGGGUGAAAAAUGAAGCUGUUCUUCACACCAUCAAGAAGACCAGAAGAGUGAAGGCCAAUGACAGGGAAAGGAACAGAAUGCAUAAUCUCAACUCAGCCUUAGAUGAACUCAGAAGUAUCUUGCCUUGCUUCCCUGACGACACAAAGUUAACUAAGAUUGAAACUUUGAGACUGGCUCACAACUACAUCUGGGCUCUGUCUGAAACCUUGAGGUUGGCUGACCAGACCAAAGACAAGACUCAAGUAGAACUUGUGCAAAGAGCAUACAUGAGCCCUGCAGAUCCUCCAAGCCCUGGUAGUGAUGCUGGGUCAUGGAUGUCCACAGCCUCCCCAUCAUCAUCAUCCUCCUCCUCCUCCUCCUUCUCAACCUGCACCUCUAAUCCAAGCAGUCCAGCUAUGUCAGAAGAAUGUUAUUAUGGACACACAGAAAAGCUGUUCUCACUCCGCAGCAUCCCUCAGAACUUCAUGCAGCAUUCGGCAUGCUUUGUACAGUACCAGUAGAUGUAGGGAGAUGA
Molecule: messenger RNA, 791 nt
Organism: Hyla sarda
Lineage: Eukaryota; Metazoa; Chordata; Amphibia; Anura; Hylidae
Gene: NEUROG1
Product: neurogenin 1
Exons: 2
Coding region: 103-777 (224 amino acids)
Molecular function (GO): protein dimerization activity
Source: RefSeq, a predicted model, not a curated record